This is a messenger RNA of Penicillium maclennaniae, 1314 nucleotides long. Its product is annotated as cytochrome P450. The transcript is spliced from 4 exons. Bases 1 to 1314 code for a protein of 437 amino acids. The record is from RefSeq and is a predicted model, not a curated record. Lineage: Eukaryota; Fungi; Ascomycota; Eurotiomycetes; Eurotiales; Aspergillaceae. Gene Ontology annotation, molecular function: heme binding; iron ion binding; monooxygenase activity.
AUGUCUGGCAAGGCGCACAAGAGAAUAUUGGAGCUACAUGAGAAGUAUGGAGAUACAGUUCGAAUUGCCCCGAACGAGCUCAUAUUCUGUUACCCGGAAGCAUUCAACGAUAUAAUGGGCCACCGGAAGCAAGGCGAGGAAGAAAACGGCAAAGAUCAAGAUUUCUGGAAGGAAGACUCGAUUACGCUGACCGGGUCCAAUGGCCAGAACCAUCGCCGCGUUCGACGAAUUCUCUCCCAUGCGUUCUCAGCCAAGGCCAUGGCAGAACAAGAGCCUCUCAUUAAGGAAUACGUCGAGUUGCUGAUAGAGAAACUGAAGAUAGCUGUGGCCGGAGACGAAUCACAGGAAAUGACUAGUUGGUACAACUGGACAACAUUCGACAUCAUCGGCGAUCUGGCCUAUGCCGACCCAUUCGGCUGCUUGCAGACAUCUUCCUACCACCCCUGGGUGAAACUCAUUUUCAAGCACAUCAAGGGGCUCGCAAUCAACAACAGCGUGGCUAAAUUUCCCUUUGCUCAGAGUCUCCUCAAGCUAAUGAUGCCUAAAGAGGUGGCGAAAGAUAUCCGCGCCCACCAUGAGUUCAACCAGGUAAAGGUCGCGAAGCGUCUCAGCCUCAAAGGUCCGAGGCCUGAUUUCAUGCAGUCAAUGAUAACUGCCCGGGAGAAGAAUCUCAUCUCACAGGAGGAGAUUGUCGCCAACUCCCAUCUAUUGAUCGUGGGUGGCUCUGAGACCACCGCGACUGUGUUGUCAGGUGCCACCUAUCUGCUAGCAUGUCACAAGGAAGUACGAGAGAGGUUGCAUCAAGAAAUCAAAACGAGAUUCGCCAAUCAGGAUGAGAUUGACCUCCUCAGCGUCCAGACGCUGGACUAUAUGAUGGCAGUCUUGAAGGAAGUCAUGCGUAUUUAUCCGGCUGUGCCCUCCGCUAUCCCCCGCAUAACCCCCCCUCGAGGAACGACAAUCCGAGGAGAAUACGUACCUGGUAAUACUGUGCUGGGAAUCUGGCCUUGGCCAAUGUUUCACCACCCGAAGCAUUUUGCAGAACCCGAAAUUUUCGCUCCUGAAAGAUGGCUCGGCGAUCAAAAAUUUGAGCACGACAAACGGAUGGCGCUCCAGCCAUUCUCCGUCGGAGCUCGAGAUUGUAUUGGUAAAAAUCUUGCGUAUGCGGAAAUGCGUCUUAUUCUGGCGAAGAUGGUCUGGAACUUUGAAAUGGAGCUUGACCCUCGCAGUGAAAAAUGGUUGGAGAGAAAUGUUAUGUCGUUCCUCUGGGACAAACCACCACUCCAUAUUCGCCUUACUCCACGGAAUGCGGCCUAG